Molecule: messenger RNA, 7669 nt
Organism: Dreissena polymorpha
Lineage: Eukaryota; Metazoa; Mollusca; Bivalvia; Myida; Dreissenidae
Exons: 9
Coding region: 245-3508 (1087 amino acids)
Source: RefSeq, a predicted model, not a curated record
AGAACACAUGAUGAUAUUUAUUUUAUAAAUCUGGAUUUUUGAUGGUUAUUGUCAUGUUUUCAUUAUUUAACUGACGCAUUAUGAUUAAACUGCCAAUAUAUAAAUAUAUAUAUACAUAGAGAGAGAGAUGUACAACGCAAUAUCCAAUUGCGAUAGACGCGAAUAGUUUGAUGUGAAUUUCCUCAAAAACUCGCUUAUAUGUGUGUGAUCAGUCAACUGAAGGCCCACAACUGUGAUUGACAAGAUGCUAGAAGACCCCUCAUCAGUGCUCCAAGUAUCUUUGGUGUCAUUGGCUGCCUUGGUGGGAUUAGUUGUGGUGUUGGUGCAGUGUGUUUGUGGAAAGAAGAGCGAGGAAUCUGUGAAUGUUGUUGCUUACAGUCCCACCAACCAGCCCACAAACCUAGGGGAAACUAGUCCCAGUGAGCUAAAGGUGACAGCUGUGAAUGGGCGCCUGGAUGUGGAGACGGGCAUCACUCCUCUACGUGACUCCACUGGCUCACAGAAUGGCAAUGCUCACAGUCGGGGAAACUCUGAAGAUCUCUCGAAGGUAGACAGGCGUAGCGGUGCAAGCACUGGUUCCUCUCCCCGCCCCAGCACCCUCGGGAGGGAACUCCCCGAUAUCCCGGUUGCUAACGGCAACAAGACCACAACCCUGCCAGCUGACCGCAGCCACCAGUCACAAUCCUCACUGUCCAGUAAUGAGUUGAAGGGACAUCACUCUCAACUGCCUGAUGUACCUGCAGCUGCUAGAGUCUCCUCCCCUAGUGUGGAGAGCCAUUCAAGGGGGACCACUCAUUCCCAUCUACCAGAAAUACCUUCAUCCGGAAGAGUAUCUGCCCCAGAUAACCAUCUUCCCCGACCAGGGACACAUUCACAUACCCAGCUACCUGAAAUCCCAAAGAAUGCAACCUCAGCAAAAUCUCCAGAAAAGGAAAAGAAGAAAUCUCAAGUAGAUACAAGUAAAUCUCAAGUGCACGAUUCCAAAGUUCAUAUAAGACCAAAAAAAGCUAAGGCAGAGGAUACUGGGACCUCUGCUAGUGAUGAUUAUGAUCAUUUAGAUGCAACGGGUAAGAAGCGCAAUAGACCACGUUCCGAUUAUGAUCAUGUUGUUUUUGAAAGUGGUGAAAAGCAUGUUGUUAUAGCAAAGAGUAAAUUGAAAGAGAAUGAUUACGCAGAAGUUAAGCCAAGCAGUUACGAAGCUGUCGAUGAAGAAGUGACAGUUAUACCAGUGUCCAAGCCGAAAUCUGCCUCAGUUUCGACAGAGAAAAGUGUUAAAAAGUCUUCAGAGGGAGGGCAUGAUGUCGUUGACAAGACAAGCAGUUUCGAUGAUCCUUAUAACAGAAUAAAAGGUGACGAUCCCCCAUAUAAUAAAAUCAAAGAAGAGGACCCACCAUACAACAAAAUAAAAGUAGACGAUCCUUACAGCAUGAUCAAGGUUUCUUUGUCGGAUGAUCCUUAUAACACUGUUAAAGACGAUGAUGAUUCUAUUAAAUAUGUGGAUGAUUUGGACCCAUACGAUGAUGUACUUGAGGGAGCGGGAGCAACAGAGAGACGUUUGUCAAGGCGAAAAAAGGGGCAGAGUUUCAAGGCGGCUGUUGACGAUCCUUAUAACACAGUGGUCAUUGACGAGGAGCGGAAUGUGUCUAAUCAAACGGAUCCUUACGCGAGAGUAGGCGAUACGGAGAUUGAAAUUGAUGAUCCUUAUAAUAAAGUUGUUGAUGUUGAGAAUCCAGGAAAUGUGGUGGACACUGAGAACAUUUUGCCUGAGUAUGGGGAAGAUGAUUAUGCCACCGUGAACAAAGUGGAGGCGGAAUAUGCCAAAGUAAAUAAAGGAAUUGCUCAAAAAAGUGCUACAGAACAAACAAGUUUGGAUUCCCAGAAACCUACACUCAGUGCAAACAGUUCGAAACAAAACUAUCAGUAUUCAACAGUUGUGAAGGUGAAGAAAGCGUUUUCAGGCAAUGGUGAUGCUUCAUCAAGUAGUGUAUUGACUUCUGAAAUAACUUCUUCUUCAUCAUCAUCAAACCAAGGCAGUAAUGGGGCUGCAAGUGCAGCAGAAGACCAAAGAAACCCUGGCAGAUAUCAAGUUCAAGGCCAUUCAACUGGAAUAUCAGUAAGCGGGCAUGACACACUGCUUAGUGGCCCUAGAGCGGAUACAAGUUCACACUUGUCAAUAUCAGCCCACCGUCAUGGCCUUGGUAACCAUAUUAAUGUUACCCAUUCAAUUGAAAGUCAAGGUCAUGUGGGCCAGGGUCACAGAGGUCAGGGUCAAGAAUCAGCGAGCACGCCCAUGGAGCCACCCAGGGACUACUAUGAUGAUGAUGAUGAUGAUGGUGGUGUUGGACAACUGGAGGUUGGCAACUACAACACAGUGUCUAGAGUUAACCAGGACACUCCUUCUGGAGCCCAGGCACAAGGCAGUACGAAGGAGCCACCUUACAACAAACUGAGCGUGCGCGAGUCCUUGGCCAGCAUGAACGCUAGGGCGGCCAGCAACACCUACGAGUACGUCCUUGAGGUCGACAACUUGUAUGCAACGGUGGAGGGUGGUUCUGGAGACGGGGUUGUCAGGGCGACAGGGUCCAGCAAUCCAGGAAGUCCCAGCCAGGGGGACUCCCGUAGAACAUUGAACAGAAGUGAGGCUGAUGUUCCACCUUUGCCAUCGCUGGACAGUCUUCAUGAAACAGCAAAACAGCAUCAGGGGGAGGUCAGAAAGAAACCAGACUACUAUAACAUUGACAAAAACAAAAACUUGCCAAACAAAGGUCAAGGUCACCAAAGGACACCCUCGGGUCAAAUGGUUCAAGGUCAUUCUAGGACGCCAUCUGAUCAUGGCCAGAUACGUUCACAAGCUUCAAGUGACAUGACCUCCUCUUAUGAGAGUCGUGUAAUGAGUUCUUCGUUUGAAGGAGGUUCUAUGUCUUCUUCGUACGAAGGCCGUGUCCCAAUGGCAACGCAAGAAAAUGUAGACCUAGAGUUUGAUCAAAAUUAUCAGUCAGUAGAUAAUACUAAAAAUGGCGAUGAGUGUUUGGAGCUUGAUCCAAACUAUGAAACUGUUGACGAGGCAAAGUCAAAAGUGAAAUAUGAAGAAAUUAAUGGAACUCGUCCAAAACAGUUAGUGAGGUCCCAUAUUUAUGAGGUUCCAGGUGAUAAGAGAAAGUAUGAAGUGGUGAAAGACGGUGACAUUGUAACUGAGGAUGGUAAAAUCAGGGCACAUGUGUAUGAGGAAGUGACUGUAUCAAGUGAAGAGAGAAGACAGAAACAAAAACUGCUGAGUCAGCAUACAUAUGAGGAGGUCACAGAGGUUAUGGGUCAAAAGAAAAAAGGCGGGAAAAGUAAUCAGAGUACAGAUGCAUCAAGUUCUAAAGAUGUUGGGAAAAAAAAGAAAGGUCAUGAGAGGUCAGGAUCUGGGGAUUUGUUUUCGUUUGGUAAGAAGAAGAAUGAUGACAAAGAUAAAAGUAAAGAGAGCAAAAGAAAAACUGAUGGAAAGGAUGCAAGUAAAAAGUGAAACAUUUCGGAUACAAUGUAUAAUGUUAGGAUGAUGUAUUCUUAGCAUAUAUCGGUUGUAUUUGUUUUUCUUGGUUGAUAGUGCAAUCUGUUAGUUUUUAAAAUAAUUUAACCCAUAAUAUUUUUUGGCUCCUUUAUCUUAACCUUUUUUACAUUACACAAAUAUAUGUCAAGGAUUGAUAUUGGUUUAAUAUAAAUGAUUUAUAUGUCAAUAAGGAAAAUGUUACUAUUUCUUCGACACUAUUUAAUUAUUGAUGACUUGCUUGCUAAAUAAUCUGCAAACUGAGACAUGUAAUUUAAUAAUUUUCAUACUUUUAAAACAUAAUUACACAUACAUUUACUUGUUUGUAACCUGUUAACUAUUAGAAAGUAUCAUAUUUCAGUAAGACAGAUAACAAUUAAAGCUUAUAUUUUAAAAGAUUGAAUUAAAUCAGUCAUAGUUGUAUUAUCUGAUUAUUUAUUUGCAAUGUGUUUUCCAUAACUUAAGUUAUUAUGACAAAGUGAAUUUACAGCUAUUUUUAGUUUCAAAAAUAGCCUCAAUGCUGUAACUGAAGAGGAUUGUGAAGAUAGUUAAAUUUAUGUAUUAACCCUUAAAGCGCUGGAGCUGAAUUUUAAAGGCCUUUGCAAACAGUUUGGAUCCAGAUGAGACGCCACAGAACGUGGCGUCUCAUCAGGAUCCAAACUGUUUGCUAUUCUGAUAGUAUUCUUUGAAAAAAAUCAAAGAAAAGGCUAAUUUUAGAAAUUCAACAGACGACAUUUUAGCAGACGACAAAUUUCCCAGCAUGCAAAGGGUUAAAGAUUAAUCAUACCGAUACUUGUUUAUGAAUCUGCUUUGUUUGGGAUUAAACAAUAACCAUAUAUUGUGUAUGCCAUACGUCAAGUUAGUAUUUUAUAUAAAAGUAAUGUAAACACACUACUAUGUGACUUUGGAAAUGUGAUCAACAUUGGAAUAAACUUAGUUGUUUCAACAUUUCUUUACACGCAAGUUUUGUACCUGUUGUAUUGACGAAUUUUGACACACUGGAAGUCAAAUAGACGCAUGCAUAUAUGAUUGCAUCUUUUAAGCUGAUUUUUUCCCCAAAGGUGUUUACGUGGAGGAAGAAGAAAAAUAUCCCUAAAGGAAACCUUGUCCAUUCAUGCAUUAAAAUGAUGUUAACUGAAUUGAAAGUCAUCAAAAAGUGCUAAUUGCACUUGAAAUAUAAUAUAACAAGGUGUAUAAAGCACAUAAAAUGCCCAUUUCAAGUCUUGUUUUAACAUCACAUUAAAUUGUUUGAAGUAUUUAUACAUUGACUCCUUGCUGGAAGUGUAAGACAAAUGUUAAACAAUAUGCCUCAUAUAUAAACUAUUUAUCAAAUGCACACAUCAUGGGUUAUUUCUGCUAACGUUAAUGCUAAAACAGUUCAUAUGGACUGUCCGUAUAGCUAGCCUAGAAUUAUUUAUGUAUUUAUUCUUAACAUAUUUUAAUCUCAAUACAAUUUAUUUGAACAUUCCAGUGAAAUCCACACAUAAAUGCAGCUUUCGUGGUAAAUGGUUGUGUACAAUAAAGCAUUAUCAGUGUAAAUAUUUAUAUAGAAAAAUUUGUAAAUUAACACAUCUAUAAUCAUACAUUAGACUUAAUAGAUUGUUACAUUUAAAUUAUUAUAAUUAUGUGAAAUUAUUAUAUUUUAGUUUGUUUUAAAGAUGCGUACUCACCCUAUGUUCCCUUCAUUUAGAAAUUUUCAUGAAACCAUUAUGGUACUAAAAAACUUGACAACUGUACCAUCCAAGAAGCCUAAGUAAGAAAUAAUAAAAUAAAGAAGAAAAAGUGAAGCAAAACAAGAUAGUUUCAUAUAAAAUACCAUAAUCGUAUUAUCCCCCGCCAUAGGCGGAGGGAUAUUGUUUUGGCGUUGUCCGUCCGUCCUUCCGGCACUUUUGUGUCCGGAGCCAUAUAUUGGAAGUGGUUUGGCGGAUUUCAUUGAAACUUGGUACGAGUAUAUAUAUGGCUAAGAGGAUAAUGCAUGCUAAAUGGCAUAGUACACCAUCUGUUAAUAACGGAGUUAUGGCCCUUUGUAUCUUGAAAAAAUGCUUUUUUGUGUCCGGAGCCAUAUCUUGCAAGUGCUUGGCAGAUUGUAUUGAAACUUGGUAUGAGUAUAUAUAUGGAUAAAAGGAUGAUGCACGCCAAAUGGCAUUGUUCACCAUUGGAUAAUAAUGGAGUUAUGGCCUUUUGUAUCUUGAAAAAAUCCUUUCUUUGUGUGUCCGGAGCCAUAUCUUGGAAGUGCUUUGACGGAUGUCAUUGAAACUUGGUAUGAGAAUAUAAUUAAAAAAAUUAUAUGGAUAAGAGGAUGAUGCACGUUGGCCUUGUCCAUUCGUCCAGAAAACUUUUGUGUCCAGAAUUAUAUUGGCGGGGAUAUCAAUUCAACGAAUUGUGAGUAUAUAUAUGGAUAAAAGGAUGAUGCACGCCAAAUGGCAUUGUUCACCAUUGGAUAAUAAUGGAGUUAUGGCCCUUUGUAUCUUGAAAAAAUCCUUUCUUUGUGUGUCCGGAGUCAUAUCUAGGAAGUGCUUUGACGGAUUUCAUUGAAACUUGGUAUGAGUAUAUAAUAAAAAAAUUAUAUGGAUAAGAGGAUGAUGCACGUUGGCCUUGUCCAUUCGUCCAGAAAACUUUUGUGUCCAGAAGUAUAUUGGUGGGGAUAUCAAUUCAACGAAUUGUGAGUAUAUAUAUGGAUAAAAGGAUGAUGCACGCCACAUGGCAUUGUUCACCAUUGGAUAAUAAUGGAGUUAUGGCCCUUUGUAUCUUGAAAAAAUCCUUUCUUUGUGUGUCCGGAGCGAUAUCUUGGAAGUGCUUUGACGGAUUUCAUUGAAACUUGGUAUGAGUAUAUAAUAAAAAAACUAUAUGGAUAAGAGGAUGAUGCACGUUGGCCUUGUCCAUUCGUCCAGAAAACUUUUGUGUCCAGAAGUAUAUUGACCUGUUGCAGUAUAGGCUUUGUAUUGACUGAUUUACUGAUUGUGUCGCUUAUAACAACUACGCAAUUUUAAGAGAAUUGUCUUAAGUGACUUAUUUAAUACGCAAUACGCUUUAAUUGAGACAAUCGCAUAAUGAAGUAUAUGCUGCCUGCACAUACUCGAGACAUACAAUUGUUAAGCUUCUGCAAUAAGACAAUAAUAUCUGUUGUUAAAGUAUUAAUGUUUAAAUGAGAAACAAAGGUGAGUUUUACUUCAUAAUUUAUCUAAAUAUUUUAUUUGUUAAAAUUGAUCAGUGGAAGUCAGUAACAAAUAACUUAAACUUAAAAAAACAUUUAUGGAGGAUUAUUUUGUUAUUAUUAUACUCAUUAUUAUUACACUAUUUUAAUUAUUUAGAUUUAGUUCAUUACUUGAUUGAUAAUCGGACAUUCUUUAGUAAAUACCGUUUCUUACUUAAACUCCUUAGCAUUUACCUGAAAAGAUAUUGCUUAGCUUUUCGGUUUAUUUUUAUUUAAUGUAUAAACAUUUUCCAUCUGCUAGUUUCAACCAAAUAUUGUCUGAACUGCAAAUUAAAUUCAAAUAUCGUUCAUAGAUCGUAAUUAAAAUGACAUUGACUUGAUUUUGUAUUAUGAUAUUGUAUAUUCCACAACUUUGUUGCCUCGUAUAUUUAGCCUACAUGAGCACAUGCUCACGGUGAGCUUUUGUGAUCACAUUUUAUCUGUCCUUCAUUGUCCAAUAUGCAUUGUCUGUCGUCAACAUGUAUUGUUUGAACACCCUAGAAGCAACCUUAAUGCUCUAUGAAAAUGAAAAUUGACAAAAAACAUUUGCAAUGCAUUUUCGUUACAGGCUCACAUGUUAUUAAAAUUUAGGUUAAAGUAAAUAAAAAGCCAUCCACGCUGUGGAAGUCACAGUUUUGGCCAAAACAUCAAGAAACUUGCUCUAAUGAUAUCUCAGCCGAGUUUAGAAUGGUUACGUAAAGAUAUCAAAAGCUGCUUAGAAAAAAGCAGUUCCGUCUGGUCUCAGGUGAGCGACUGAGAGUCUUUGGCUCAAUUGUGCUGUAACAAGAUCUUAUGUUAAUGCCAUAUUUUCUUACAUAUUUUAGCGCAUAUAUAUAUAUAUGCAUUUUUUAUACAUGUUUUUAUGUAAGCCAUUUUGUAUGUUGUAAGUUGUAACCGUAUGUGUUAUGCUAUAAAAUGUUACUGAAAAUGUAAAAGAUCAAACAACA